Molecule: messenger RNA, 1347 nt
Organism: Penicillium soppii
Lineage: Eukaryota; Fungi; Ascomycota; Eurotiomycetes; Eurotiales; Aspergillaceae
Exons: 4
Coding region: 1-1347 (448 amino acids)
Source: RefSeq, a predicted model, not a curated record
AUGGCAACAAUUGCCCCAGUGCUACAUUCAGCUACAUUUGACUCUGAUCUGCAGUUUCAGUACCGACAAGACCAUUGGAUGCAAAAUGUUCGGUAUGCUUUGGCUGUCGACUGCGACUCGACCUGGAUCAAGUCCCCGGCCGAUGCAGAGACUCUUCGCCAGAAUUGUAAAAUUGUGUAUGGCCACGUUGCCAUCGGUCCAUUCACCGACAAUGUCACCGUCCAACACAUCAACCUCGACGGCGUGGAAGUGAUCGCAGGCACCCUCGGGGCGGGUCCGACUAGAAAUAAUGAUCAGCCAUAUUAUACACUGUCCAGUUCAACUUUGAGGAAAGCUGAUGCGAUCGAGUUCGGAGUCCGUGAUUCGAAAAUUCGCAACUUGACCUUGCCCAGUCUCACAUCUGUGAAUGACCGGUUUGAAGUAGGACGCUAUGCCUAUGAUCUCAACUACUUAGACAUCACGAGUUUUGAAUCCGCAUAUACAUUUACCCUUGGCCCUCCGAAUCUCACAACACUCCACCACACCAGGCUACGCAAUACAACAGACAUGGAUCUUCUUUCGAUAAAAAUUGACUCUAUCGAUAGUUUGACUGAUAACCAGCUCAAUCUAAGCCGGGCAUGGAUUAACGGUCCAUUUCCAAACAUCAAUAACAUUCUCAUUGGAUUCAAAUCUGUCGAAUCUCUCAGGGUCUAUGACAACUCAUCUGUCACAUUGGGAGGAUCUUCGACAACCGAAAUGAGCAUCGACGAAUUAGUUCUCACUGGCGGUGUUACAGAUAUUAAGCGCAGCUCACAAAUUGACUCACUUAAUGUUGAUUCUUUGAAAUUGAGAAGUGAUGUUUCCAUCAUUCAUCUGGAGCUCCUAUCUAUCAAAGAUAUGAGACCCAUCAUGAAGGAUAUCACUCUUCCACCCAAAGCCAUGAAUUGGACCGGUGGCUUCGAAAUUGAAAUUUACUACGCUACUGCUCUAAAUUUGACCUCAAUUUACGGUUCGGAUGACCAAGGUAAUCAAAUCCAGACUUGGUACUGGCCAAGGAAUGUUUCCUCCAUACAACUUGGCGAGAUCAAUAUCGGAAGUGACUUCUUUGAUCCCUUUAUCGCCCAGCAGAAGGAGGCGUUGAAUAAUCAAUCUGGUCCUUCAGUUUUGACAACAUUCAGAGUCCUGCCAUCAAGAAAUUCUACAAAUUUCGAUUGCACACCUUUCAUUGAGCUUAAGAAUAUGGGUCGUUUGGCAAGUAAUAUCUCGUUCGAAUGCUAUAAUGCGACCAGUGGUGCUGUUUCUGCUCAAAUUACAAAUCCGUUCACUUUCAUCGGUGCUUUGCUGGGAACGGGUUUCUGGAUGCCAUGA